Messenger RNA from Phacochoerus africanus (Common warthog), 1849 nucleotides. RefSeq names its product nucleolin-like. The record is from RefSeq and is a predicted model, not a curated record. NCBI's taxonomy places the organism in Eukaryota, Metazoa, Chordata, Mammalia, Artiodactyla, Suidae. The transcript is spliced from 2 exons. Bases 452 to 1333 code for a protein of 293 amino acids.
UGCGGCGCCGCGGCUGGAGCGAACCCCUGUCCCGGCGAGGGGCGGCGGCGGGCGGCCGGCAGGCACUGCCUUGCGUGUGAGUGCACCUCACUCACAUAGCCUAAACCAAGGAGCGCCUGAGGGUAACAGCAAACUCGUGCCAUCGCGCCUCUGCACUUUUCUGUUUUGAGUUGUUUGACAUUUCUUGGUGCUUUUUGAUUUCUCGCUGUUGUUGGGUGCUUUUUGGUUUGUUCUCGCCCCUUUUUCGUUUGUUCAUCCUUUUUGGCGCUAACUCUUAGGCAGCCAGCCCGAAGCCCGGCAGCCGCGCUCUGCGGCCCCGGGACAGCGCAGGCGGGGAUCGCAGCCGACUCCCCCGACACGGGGCGCACGGGGUCCGGCCAGCCCGAGGCCGGGGGCAAGCAGGGCGCCCGGGCCAGGCGAGAGCCAGGCACCCCGAGGUGGCCAAGCCACCAUGCUGAAGAUGGUCAUGAAGAUCAAAGCUCGAAUGUCGGAGAGCGAGAGGAAGACGGCGGCGGCUGCGGCCGAGGUUGCUGCCGAAGCUGCGGCGGUGGCUGCAGCGCUGGCCGAGCCCCACGCGCCGCAGAAGAAAGGGGACGCCGAGAAGCCCCCCAAGAAGCCGGCGCGAGACGCGCCCCCCGAGAAAGAGAAGUUCCUCACCGAAAAGGAGCAGAGGAAGAUCGAGAAGAAGCUGCUGGAGCAGAGAAGAAAAGAAGAGAAGAAGAAGGAGAAGGAGAGGAAGAAGUUGGAGAAGAUGCAGAAGAAGAAGAAGAAGAAGAAGGUGCCCGAAGCCCCGGAGGAGGCCCGAGGCCCGGGGGUCGCCGCCGCCGCCGCCGCCGCCGCCGCCGAGGGCGCCGCGGAGGGCGCCGACGGGGGCGGCGUGGGCGCCGGCACCGUGGGCAUGAGUAGGAUCUGGGUCGAGUGGGAAACGGACUCGGACUCGAGCGACGAGGACGAGGACGACGACGAGGACGACGACGACGACGACGACAUCUCCGACGCCUUUCCAGGCUUCAGGGGCACCUCGUGGGGGUCCGGGCUGCUCAAGAUCGGCGGGCUGAGCUCCCACCUGCCACUCCUGGCCUUCCUCGUGUUCUCCGUGCGCAGCCCCGCGUGGGUGCUCGACUUCCUGCUGCAGAAGCGCCCGGAGCAGGGCCGCGGCUGCGGCUUCUUUUUUGGGGCGACCUGCUGCUUCCGAAUGUUCCUGGGCUGCGCCUUCUUCUCCUUCUUGGGCGGCCGGGCCAAGCGCAAAGGCCGCGGGCGCACCGGGGCCUCGGGUGCCUUCGGCUCGGGCCAUGGCGCCCGGCGCCGGGGGCUCGACGAGCGGCUCGUCUAGUCAGACCCCCCGCCCCCUCCCCCGCCACCGCCACCAGACACCACCAUCGCUGUGUAGUGUGGAGUUUUAUUGAGCAUUUGUGUGUGUGUUUGGACACAUUUUCCUUUUCGGUUGCUCUGUCCUUUGGUUCGUGCUCGCCUCGCUUUUUCCACACUCCCUGCUCUCUGGCUCUCUCUGUGUCUCUCUCUUCUUUUCGAAAAUUUUCCUAAGUCCGGGCUCGGGCUCGCGCUCCCUCCCCUUCCGCCCACCCCGGCCCCUCGGCGGCGCCCGCGGGAGGUGGGGGGGGGGGGCCUCGGCCUCGGGGGCCGCCGGGCGACGCGGCCCGGGGGGUGGAGCGUUGGCGUCGUGCGAGGGGUCGUCACCGGCUCGGAGACGCCCCCUCUCCCCCCCGCGGCCGGCCCCGUUUGGGGCCCGAGCCAGGGGGGUGAGGGGGCGUCUCCCAGGCCUGUCCCGUCCCGGGCCGGGCGCAGGCGGAGGGACCCCCCUCCCCGGAUACCGGGGGGGCGCCUCCCUCCG